AUAGAGGUAUUUUCCUUGACCAGUUUUCCGUGGGGAAGUAUGCGGAGCAGUCGGGAACCGUUUCUUUCCCUGGUUCUUAAAUCACGCGGCAGUUUCACUACCCCUUCGUUCUCAAAAAUUCUCGCUCCGUGCGCGUUCAUAGAAAUCGGUGGUUCGGCUCGGACUGACCUAUCGUUGCAUUAUCUAUUGCCACUGUUGAAUUAAGUAUCGAUUGUGAGAAUUAACUUACGAGUGAUUCAUCCUGCGCACCAUCAGUUUGUUCGAAGUGCCCUCGAAGAAGACCGCUUCAAUUUACAUGUUAAUUGGUGAUCAUCCGCUCCAAAUUAUCGCUUUCGUUCACAGCGUUAAAAGAGCAAGGUUGGAGUGUAGGAACAUAUGAAGCGGUGUUGUCACAACAUAAAUAGCUGCGUGCAUGUGCUUGUUCUUCUACACGUCAUGGAGGGGAAAAGCUCAACGAACCAAGUGUUAUGGAGCAUGGGCUUCAUAACAGAUAUUCCCGUGCAGUGAUUGGAUACUUGGGUUUCAAUCCGCGGCCUCAAGUAUUGUCGAGUUCGGCGGAAAUAUUAAAGAAUAUCACACUCUUAAAAUGUCGUUUAAGAAAUAGCGAGGGCACAAGACAUGAGGCAAAGUAUUAAGUCACAGGGUGGAAUUAUCCUUGCUCAAGAUCUUGUUUCUGUUUGAUUAUAAGACCCAACAUUCGGAAAGCAGAUUUGGUGACGAAAUGAUGACCAAGAAAUCGUCAGUCAAGGCAUUGCCAAACUACAUGGAAGUCUUCAUGGACACAGGGAACCUAGCGUUAAAUAGUACCCUCGAUGGUGUUCUCAAGAUCAGCGGGGUUGGGGCUGCUCAUGCGGCGACUCAAGAGACGUACAGUUUAAUGAGGAAAGUCACAUCGACAGGAAGGCGUGACAUAGAAAAAAUUGUCGUGAAGGCUGGAAAAGAGGGUCUACAAUGGGGCAUGGUAGCAGGGAUGUAUGCUGGGUUUGCGUACGGUAUAGAGAAGGCCCGAGGCAAGCAAGAUUGGAAGAAUGCAGCUGUUGGAGGCGCAUUGACAGGAGUGAUUCUUUCCGUUUCAGAUGGCAGGAUGAGCCAAGAUAAGAUGGUCCGCACUGCCCUCACUGCUAGCGCUUUAGCCACUGCUGCAGAUUUCCUUAAGAUCUUUCAGUUCUAACCGUCACAAAAAAAUUACCGUGACAUUUCAUCGUUUCCAUGGGGAGGCUGAUCUCUGUCGAAUACUUUUAGCAUAAUAUCGCAUGAGCUUGACUUAACCGUCUAUCCUGUCGAACAUGAUCGUCGCCAUACAUUUACUCCCUGGGGGGAACUCAUCUCAAAUGCUUAUGUACGUGCUCCCCGUGCAUAUUUCAAGUUUCCCACUGCUUUUAGGCAACACAAUGUACUAAAUUUGUUCUUAAAUCUCAUCAUUUGCGCACUUUAGCUCCUA
Physcomitrium patens is the source of this 1441-nucleotide messenger RNA. Its product is annotated as outer envelope pore protein 16, chloroplastic. Lineage: Eukaryota; Viridiplantae; Streptophyta; Bryopsida; Funariales; Funariaceae. Gene Ontology annotation, cellular component: chloroplast outer membrane. Gene Ontology annotation, molecular function: amino acid transmembrane transporter activity. The record is from RefSeq and is a predicted model, not a curated record.